AUGGAGUUUAGCACAAUGCGCUGCUGCAUGCUGCUUGUCUCCUUGGCUCUGCUCCCGCUGGGCAUGGCCGCGGACUCCAUCGGCAGCUACUGCUCGGGAAGCAGCUACGCUGGCAGCAACAAGGCCGUGACCAACAUCAACUCCGUCCUCGCCGACCUCGUCGCCACGGCUUCCACCGGAGGCGGCUACGCCACGUCCACCGCCGGCAAGGGCAACAACAUCAUCUACGGCCUCGCGCAAUGCCGCGGCGACGUCUCCGACAGCGACUGCGCGGCCUGCCUUGCCGACGCCGCCAAACAGCUCCCCAGCACUUGCAGCUACAGUUCCGACGCGAGAAUAUGGUACGACUACUGCUUCAUGCGGUACGAGAACGGCAACUUCUUGGGGCAGGCGGACACGGACGCGGGCGUGAUCUUGGUGAACGUGCAGGCCAUGGACAACCCGAAGGCGUUCGAGAAGGCGGUGGGGAAGGUGAUCGGCAAGGCCACGGCGCAGGCGUCGGCGGCGGGCAGCGCGGGGCUCGGGCGGGACAAGGAGCAGUACACGCCGUUCGUGUCCAUCUACGGGCUGGCGCAGUGCACGCGGGACCUCGCGCCGCUGACGUGCGCGCAGUGCCUGGCCACGGCGGUGUCCAGGUUCGGCGACUACUGCGGCGCGCAGCAGGGGUGCCAGAUCAACUACAGCAGCUGCAGGGUGCGCUACGAGAUCUACCCCUUCUACUUCCCGCUCGCCGGCAACUCCCCCGGCGGCCGCGCCACCACCGACAUGACGAAGAACACCAAGAUCGUCGUGCAUCCUUUAUAG
Molecule: messenger RNA, 804 nt
Organism: Miscanthus lutarioriparius
Lineage: Eukaryota; Viridiplantae; Streptophyta; Magnoliopsida; Poales; Poaceae
Source: the annotation of a GenBank genome assembly